AUGAAACAGGAAAAUCUAGAUAAAUAUGAUGUGAGCACAGAUGGAAAGAUUUUAAGUAAGAAGGGAGGAAAAGAAAUACAGGGAAGCAAUGCACAAAAAUCUCUAGAGUGUAUUCUCCGUACAGGAAUAAGUGGGAAAUUGAGAUGGGGAGAGUUGACACCACCGGGGACAUCAGUUUUAGAAAGUAAAUUAAAAAGUGAUAACAAAAUUUGGCCGUUGAUAGAGAAGGCACGAGAAAGCUGUACACCAAAAAGAACUAAUACAAAGCAAAAAAGAAAAAUACCUGAAUCGAAAGAAAUAGCUGAAUCAAAAUGGCGAGCCCCAACAGAGUGGAAAUGA
Messenger RNA from Meloidogyne enterolobii, 339 nucleotides. Lineage: Eukaryota; Metazoa; Nematoda; Chromadorea; Rhabditida; Meloidogynidae. The record is from the annotation of a GenBank genome assembly.